ACAAAUGAUUAGCGACAGUCAGAUCAGAGACUUAAAAAACCCGCCGAAAACAAAGCUGCCUAAAGUUCCAUGGCGGCAGCAGCAGCAGCAGCCGCCGUACGUUCCCUCGCCAUAUUCAAAACCACCGCCCAAAUUCUCCGGCACCGCCACUUCUCCUCCGCGGCGGCGGCGAUUCACCGGCCGUGGGAUUUUUACUGUGAGGAUAGUAGUAGUGAAGGCGAAGAAAGUGCAGUGUAUCAACACGUCCUCAAAUUCCAACGCCCUUCAACUAUAAAACAACACCAGUUUCUCCACAACUCAGUUAGUCUCAUAGGCAAUAUUGAGUGUCCGUUAAGAAGAAUUAAAACUAGAAACGGCUCUUUUGGUGUCCAUACUUUACUCAAUGUUUCAGCGUCUUCACAAACCCACCCGUCUUUUAAAGUUAUGCUGAAGAUGUGGGAUGAAAUGGCAGAAGUGUCAAUGGAGCAUUUUAAACCGAAGGACUUGGUCUAUGUUUGGGGUCAUUUGGGAUCAUACACCAAGGCUGAUGAGAAUGGUAAACAGAAGAUGAGAUACGAGGUAGUUGUCAAGGAAAUAAAUUUUGUGACUCCAGAUGUUCAAGCGUCAACAUCCCCAGAACUUGAGAAGAAAGAAUCAGGAGGUGAAGAAGAAUCGGAGAAGUACACGAACCGGAUCCGUUUGUGGCAAAUUUUCUUCGCUAGCCCUUAUGAAUGGAUGGACUUCAGGAAGGGUAAAGUCAAUCCUAAAUACCCAGACUUCAAGCACAGAGAUACUGGUGAAGUUCUCUGGCUCAGGACAGAUGAUCCACCAUGGAUAAAAAAGCAGUUGGAUAUUCUAGAUUCUAGAUUUGCUUACCCGAGUUCCCAAGAACAAUUAAGCUCCAUACAAGACAUGUUGUUUUGAAGGGAUGCAAAGCAAGUAGAAGAGAAGUUCCACAGGUUGUCACAUUCAUCAAAGGUGCUGUGGGAUAUGUACAUAUUUCUUAUAAUACAACUUUGGUAAAUAUAACAGGAUCCCCGUUAUAACUUUGAAGAAAGCCACCAUGUGUUUAUGUCACAAGUUAUGUAAUCUUGGCAGCUGUACUAGUUGAAUAGUGCUGCUUGUUGAAAAAUGUCUUGUACAAAAUUUGCCAGUAAGAUCAAUCCUUGUAUACAAAAUGUCAUGUCCGUCUCAACUUUACCAACCUAUGCCUGGUUCUUUAACAUGUACACUGUUCGGCCAAUUGGCCAUGUAAGCAGUAAGUUCCCCUGUUGAUCUUGUUAUU
Molecule: messenger RNA, 1264 nt
Organism: Lycium ferocissimum
Lineage: Eukaryota; Viridiplantae; Streptophyta; Magnoliopsida; Solanales; Solanaceae
Product: protein OSB1, mitochondrial-like
Exons: 4
Coding region: 70-903 (277 amino acids)
Biological process (GO): positive regulation of helicase activity; mitochondrial DNA replication
Cellular component (GO): mitochondrial nucleoid
Molecular function (GO): single-stranded DNA binding
Source: RefSeq, a predicted model, not a curated record